This is a messenger RNA of Monodelphis domestica (gray short-tailed opossum), 12027 nucleotides long. Lineage: Eukaryota; Metazoa; Chordata; Mammalia; Didelphimorphia; Didelphidae. The record is from RefSeq and is a predicted model, not a curated record.
CAAAAAAGCUUUAAGAGUUAGACAACUGGGCUUAUGUGACUUGCCCAGGGUCACAUGGCUAGGAAUUAAUCUAAGGCUAUAUUUGAACCCAGCACCUCCUGUCUUUCGGUCUGACUCUCUAUCCUCUGAGUCACCACUGCUCCACAAAUGAGAUAUUUGUAAAACCCUCAGCACAGUUCCUGGUGCAUGAUAGGUCCUAUAUAAAUGAGAUAUAUUAUUAUGCUUAAUUAUGAAUUCCCAUACACAGAAAUAGUCAAACACCGUAGCAUAGUGUUCAAUAAACCCAACCCAGAAAUUUCUGAGUUAAGGACCCUGUAUUUGACAAAAACUUCUGGAACAACUGGAAGAAGUCAGGCAGAAAUUAGGGUUAGGUCAACAUCUCACAUAAAACACAUAUAUAAUACUGUUUCAUCUCAAGAUAGGAGUUAUCAAAGGUAAAACUCCCACCCUCUGACAGCUGAAUGAAUCAACAAGCUUUGGGAAGUGAUCCAACUUGGCGAUUUAAAUGCUAAAUUUAAAGGCUGAGCUCUGUAGAAAUGAGACCAGGCUACCUCAUUCUAUGGCAAAAGGAGAAUUCAGGCUUUUGCUUUCCAUUUAUUGCUGGAUUGUUAAGUUCUCUGACCUCAUUCCAUCUUCAAAGAAGCCUUAUCAACUCUCCCUUGGUGUCUGCCAUGACAUCACAGACUACCCUGACAACUGCCUGGGAUGUCAACAGAAUGCUGGUGUUGUUGAAAAAAGAUCUAGCAGGAGCUACUGUUGUCCAUCACCCCUGAGGAGUAGGGGGGACUGCCAUUGAGUUAAAAUGGAUCUAAAUUUGGUAUCAGGAAGAACUUGCUGAGAUUUAUAUGGGCCCAUACCUGAUCAUGAAGAACCAGGGAGAUGCUUGUUAGUUGGGUAGAGCUGGGCUCAGCCCUUCCUGGAGGCAGGGGAAGAGAAGACAUUUAGGCAUUUGGUCCCAAGGACCUGGGAGAUGCCAAGCCAAUGCAGUGGAAAUAGAAUCAUUCUCAGACUACUGAGAAUUUGGGGGAAUAAACGACUUUGAGUGAACUUGCUGGCUUCUAUGUAGGUUUCAGUCCCAGACAGAAAUUGACAACUUGCAUCUGGGAGAAUUUUCAAGAAAAAGCUUUAGGCCACCUCUCCAAGCUUCUCCUUUUGGCUACCCUCUUCCCCCAGGAGCUCCGGGAGGAAGCUUCAUUUCCAUUUACCCUCCUUUCCAACAACUCCGAACCUCCACUCGCCAUCCCUAUUCCUGGGCUGUAAGCCUGGUGGUACGGCCUCCCAUUAGUUCUAUAAUCAUCAGCUCCUGGGAAGAGCAACCUGGUGUAGUUUCCAAAGGGAACGUGCCAUCGAGGAGAUGAUUACAGCUACGUCUUCAUUCAUUAAGCAAGCCCCUGUUGCCAUAGACUGGCUGGGCAGGAGAAGGGAGAGGGGGUUGGGGGAGACUUAUUCAAUCAAUCCCAUCUCCCAGGGCGGGUACAGGCAACAACAGCAGUGGCGGCGGCAGCAGCAGCAGCGGCGGCGGUGGCAAAUAAACCUCGAGAUCCUUUAACCCCCGUGGCUCCAGGAUCCUCCCAGGCAGCAAAGAAGCGCACUUGUUUUUUUCUGCCUAAUGGGGCACCACGGUCCUGGCCAAGGUAGAAGAGGUGGAGAGGGCGACUUUUUCCUGCAGUUACAGAGCUGGCAGGAGUCUUUGCCAUGCAGGCUGGAAUGCAGCCUCUAUCCCCGCCGCCCUCCUGCCUCUCUCAGUGGCAUUAGCUCAUCGAGGUCCAGCCGCCUGGAAGUUAUACACCUGCUCUAUGUGUGUGUGCGUGUGCUCGUGUAUGUGUGUGUGUCUACUUCAGCAUUUUCUCCUUGGGGACCUGAACUGGGAUGGUUAUAUCCUCUUAUCUCUUGGUGUGUCUUCUGCAUGCCUCUGAGAACCUUCAGGCAUUCGAACAGAAUGCUGAGAAAGCAGCAGGCCCAGUAGAACACCCUUGGGCGCCCCCUCUUCUCCACCCCGGCCAAGCAUCCCACCCUGCUCCCCAACAAGAGGUGGGAGCUGGGAAGGUGGGGCACAGUCAGCAGGAUCCAUGUGGUCUUCUCGAGGUCCUGGGAUGCGACCGUGGACGGGGGAGAGUGACCAGAGGACUUACCUCCCGGAGGGAUGGUAGGCUCAGGGGGCCAGUGAAACUAACACUGCCGGCUUGGGUACGGAGCUGUCCAGGAAGAUGCUGAAGUUUCGGGCUGAUCGGAGAGUCAGCCACAAUGAAAGACGGAACACAUUUCUGCACCCAGUGACCGGCCAAAUCCCGGAAGAAAACAAAAGAUUUGACUUGAGAAAAUCUGCCUCGGACAUGUCCAGUAAAACUGGUGGAAAGCGUUCGACAACCACCUCUAGUGACACAGUCAACAACAACAUGGUGUCUGAGGUUCCCUCUGAACGGCCCAAUGUCAGGGCACCUCGUACUUCCCGCAAAGCUAUAGCCUUUGGCAAACGAUCCAAUUCCAUGAAGCGAAACCCCAAUGCUGCUGUCACAAAAAGUGGUUGGCUCUUCAAACAGGCCAGCUCUGGGGUGAAACAGUGGAAUAAACGUUGGUUUGUCCUGGUGGAUCGAUGCCUCUUCUAUUACAAAGAUGAGAAGGAGGAGAACAUCCUGGGAAGCAUCCCACUCCUGAGCUUCCGGGUAGGGGCGGUGCAGCCCUCGGAUAACAUCAGCCGAAAACAUACCUUUAAGGUGACGGUGUGCUGGGCAGGAGAGGCCAGGGCCGAUCCCACGAACUGCCUCUCCCUGCAGGCUGAGCAUGCCGGGGUCCGCACCUACUUCUUCAGUGCUGAGAGCCCUGAGGAGCAGGAGUCCUGGAUCCAGGCCAUGGGAGAGGCAGCCCGGGUACAGAUUCCCCCAGCUCAGAGGUCGGCCCCUCAAGCUGUUCGCCACAGCACUGGAAAGGGGCUGGAUCUACUGACAGGGACUCCUUCAGCCUCCCGCAGCCUUGAGAAGCCGGACUCAGAGAAUAUCCCACCUAGCAAACACCACCAUCAUCACCAUCAACCCCGAAACAGCAACCCCAAACCGGAGCCCGAGUCUAAGACGAGAGGGGAAGGAGAUGGCCGAGGCUGUGAAAAGACAGAACGGAAGCUGGAGCAGCCAGAAGUCAAGAAAGAACCUUUGGUGAAAGCCAAUGGUGUCCCGGCUGGACCAGAACCAGCACUGGAGCCAGGUAGCCCCUACCAAGAAGCCCCACGAGUGCCUACUGGUGGGGAGCGAGCGGCCCAACCUAAUGGCUGGCAAUAUAGUUCACCAAGCAGGCCGGGCAGCACUGCUUUUCCACCUCAAGAUGGAGAGAGCAUUGGGCACCGUCGGAGCUUCCCACCCCGAACCAAUCCAGACAAGAUUGCUCAACGCAAAAGUUCCAUGAACCAGCUGCAGCAAUGGGUAAACCUACGUCGGGGAGUGCCUCCACCUGAGGAUCUCAGGAGCCCUUCUAGAUUCUACCCUGUGUCCCGACGAGUCCCUGAGUAUUAUGGCCCUUACUCCCCCCAGUACCCAGACGAUUACCAGUACUACCCCCCAGGGGUGCGCCCAGACAGUAUCUGCUCAAUGCCAGCCUAUGAUCGGAUUAGCCCACCCUGGGCCUUGGAGGAGAAGCGCCAUUCCUUCCGAAAUGGGGGCAGCAAUGCCUACCAGCUACGGGAGUGGAAGGAACCCCCUGGCUAUGGGCGUCAGGAUGGCACAGUCUGGAUCCCCAGCCCUGCCCGUCAACCCAUCUACUAUGAUGAACUGGAUGCUGCCUCGGGUUCCCUUCGCCGCCUCUCCCUGCAGCCUCGUUCCCACUCCGUGCCCCGGUCACCUAGUCAAGGAUCUUAUAGCCGGGCUCGAGUCUACUCCCCUGCUCGGUCACCGAGUGCCCGCUUUGAGCGGCUGCCACCCCGAAGUGAGGACAUCUACACAGACCCUGCAGCCUAUGUGAUGAGGAGAUCUGUCAGCUCCCCCAAGUAUGAUUACCUGGGUGACCGGAGGCCUGUCCCCGCAGGAAUAUUUCCUUACAACUAUCCACCAUCUCCCACUGUCCAUGAUAAAAUGGACGAACUUUUAGACCUUCACUUGCAAAGAAACCUAGAGUAUUUGGAUCAGCAGAUGAAUGAGAGCGAGACUCUCAUCAGUAUGGUGAACCGAAUGGUGGAAAAUUCUUCCCCCAGGGCCCAGCUAUUCAUGCAAGUUCCUUCUUACCCAGAGGUGUUCCGGGAUGGCCUGCACACCUACAAGUUAAACGAGCAAGAUACCGAUAAGCUUCUGGGCAAACUCUGUGAGCAGAACAAGGUGGUGAGAGAACAGGAUCGGCUUGUACAGCAGCUCCGGGCAGAGAAGGAGAGCCUGGAGAGUGCCUUGAUGGGCACCCACCAGGAGAUGGAGAUGUUUGGGAGUCAGCCCACCUAUCCAGAGAAGCUGUUGCAUAAAAAGGAGUCCUUGCAGAACCAGCUCAUCAACAUUCGUGUAGAGUUGUCCCAGGCCACUACGGCUUUGACUAACAGCACGAUAGAGUACGAAACUCUAGAGGGGGAGGUCUCUGCCCUGCAUGAUGACCUGUGGGAGCAGCUCAAUUUGGACAUCCAGAAUGAGGUCCUUAACCGGCAAAUCCAAAAGGAGAUCUGGAGGAUCCAGGAUGUGAUGGAGGGCCUUCGGAAGAACAACCCGUCCCGGGGCACUGACACGGCCAAGCAUCGAGGUGGGCUUGGCCCUUCUGCCACCUUCAGCUCCAAUAGCCCUGCAAGCCCUCUCAGCUCAGCCAGCCUCACCAGCCCCCUAAGCCCAUUCUCUAUGGUGUCUGGCUCCCAGGGAUCUCCCACUAAACCUGGGCCUCAUGAGGAACCUGGCCCUCCUCGGCCUCCCCUCCCCAAAGCGUAUGUCCCCCUGGAGUCUCCUCCAACAGUCCCUCCGCUCCCUAGUGAGAGCCGCUUCUGGCCGCACCCCAACUCUCCCUCCUGGCACCGAAGUGGCGAGACAGCCAGGGGCCAGCCAAAGGGAAGCUAUGAGCAGGGCAAGAAAGAAACCCAGCAGACGUCAGCUUUGGAUGUCUCCAGGGAUAUCAGCCUCAUGCCCACCAGACAAGAACUGGAGGCUGAUAAGCAGGCAGCUCUCAAUAAAGUUGGCAUUGUGCCCCCUCGGACCAAGUCACCCACUGAUGAGGAGGUAGCACCAUCAACGGUGGUGAGAAGGAGUGCCAGUGGGCUUCUCAAUGGGCCCGUCUCCCGGCAGGAGCGUCCCAAGAGUGCAGUGUUUCCCAACGAGGUGAAGGCCAAGAUGAGUGUGGAGGAACAGAUCGACCGCAUGAGGCGGCAUCAGAACAGCUCCAUGAAGGAGAAGAGGCGGAGCCUACAACUCCCAGCUGGCCCAUCCCCUGACCCCACUGCCCGACCCUCCUACAAAGUGGUGCGCCGUCACCGCAGUAUCCAUGAGGUGGACAUCUCCAACUUGGAGGCAGCACUUCGGGCAGAGGAGCCCGGUGGGCAGGCCUAUGAGACACCCCAGGAAGAGAUUGCCCGACUGCGAAAAAUGGAGCUGGAGCCCCAGCACUAUAAUGUGGACAUCACCAAGGAGCUCUCAACGCCUGACAAAGUCUUCAUCCCUGAACGGUACAUUGAGCUGGAGCCGGAAACACCCCUGAGCCCAGAGGAGAUGAAGGAGAAACAGAAAAAGGUGGAAAGGAUCAAAACCCUGAUUGCCAAAUCCAGUAUGCAGAACGUGGUGCCCGUGGGCGAGGGUGACUCAGUGGAUACACCACAGGACCCUGAGAGUCAACUUCAGGAGCAGGAGAAGAGGAUUGAAAUCUCUUGCACCCUGGCGACUGAGGCUUCCCGAAGGGGCCGCAUGCUAUCUGAUGAGAAGAAUAAGGCCAGGAACUUCAACUCCAUCGUUCAGGUCAUACAUUUAUGUGAAAGCCAGAAUUUGAACCCUGGUCUUCUGACCCUCCAUAGGGUGCUUCUCCUGCUAUCGAUAAAUCAUCUUCCCUGAAGAGAUCCUAGAACAGGAGAGUUGUCCAUUGGCUAUGGACACAUUGGGGAGGGGGUAGGUUGAUGGGAAGGAUGGAACAAGACUUGGGGGGUUGGGGGUGUCGGGGAGAAGGCAUCUUCCAGAAUCAGGGCUACAGGGCAUGAGACUGCUAAACUGGUUUGGGCACGAAAGCCCCAGCAAGACGUGCCAACAUUUCCUUCACAAACUGAACUUGAACCUCCAAAGGUCAAAUUCCGUGCUCUGGGCAAAAGGCAACUUCCUGUUUCAGAAGGAAUAAAAACAAAACUCUUUGCUGAAAAACCUUUCCCCAGCCCGGCCCCAGGGCCCUGGCUUUCUCUGCCAUAGGCCUCCAGCCAGAGGUUCCAUGAAAACAAAACCUGAACCGGCCUAUCAGAUUCCCCCUAUACACACACAGGCUUAGGUUUCCGCCCGUGCGCUCGGAGCAAACGGCCACCUGGGUCCUGCCCAAACCCCAAAUAUUUAAAGAAUGGCGCUGCCAAACCCCAACCUCAGCUCCCUGUCCCUGCUGCUUCGGCUCCCCGGCUCUGUGGCCCAGAAACCCACACGGCGGCACCAGAGGCACGGCAGGACCCACCAACAUGUGUGUUAGAGGUGGAGGCAUAGAGUGGAGGCACAGCUUGUGAAAGUACAUGGUCUCUGUGUGAGUGCUCGGUGUGCGUGUGUGUAUGUGUGAGAGAGACAGACACACAGAAAGACAGACUUUAUGCAAGAAAGAACAUUGGACUUGGUAUUAGAAGACGGUGGUUUGAAGCUCUGCCCUGCUACUCAUUCACCUUGGGGCCAAGUUACUUUCCUGUCUGAGAUUCAGUUUCCUCAUCUGUCAUACUGAGGGGCUUGAACCAGGUGAUUGCUAAAGCCCUGGCUCAAAGUUCUGUGACCCUGUGAGCCCAUGACCCAAUUUCUUUUGGAAGUAAGAUACAAUCACAUAAAAAAACCAAUUCUCCUUCCCCCCAAAUACAUGCCUUUUGAGCAGAACUUCUGCCCAGCAUGAAUGCACAGACUAUUACUAUAAUAGCGCUAAGUAAGCUUACACUGGGCAGCCAGGUGGCUCAGUGGAUAAAGUGUUGGAUGCCACUCUUUGAGUUCAAAUCUAGCCUCAAACAUGUAAUAACAGGGUGACCUUGGGCAAGUCAUUUAAUCCUGUUAGCCUCAGUUUCCUCAUCUGUCAAAUGAGUUGGAGAAGGAAAUGGCAGACCACUUUAGUAUCUUUGCCAAGAAAACUCCAAAUGGAGUCACCAUGAAUAAGACAUGACUGAAAAGUCUGAACAAUAACAAAAGAUGUUCAAUGAGGGCAAGCUGGGAAGCACAGUGGGUAGAAUACCAGGCCUGGAGUCAGGAAGAAUCUUCCUGAGUUCAAAUCUAGCCUCAGACACUUACUAGCUGCGUGUCCCUGCGAAAGCCAUUUAUCCCUGCUUGUCUCAGUUUCUUUAUCUGUUAAAUGAGCAGGAGAAGGAAAUGGCAAACUACUGCUUUUUGGUGGAUAAAGCCCCAAAUGGGGUCAUAAAGAAUUGGAGGCGACUGAAGACACCAUCACUGCCAUGCUUAAAGGCAUCCCUCACACAAAGGGGUCCCCACUAGCUUCAUUUCACAAGAACGCCUCAUGAUAGUACUAUAAGACACCCCCAUGGCUUGAGAGAGCGUUGUGUGCUGUGUGUGCGCAUGGGUGACUGUGACAGCGUUGGACAACAAGGUCCCCUUUACCUGGCCUCGCCAGAGAAGCACGGAUUCUCCUUAAGCCUGUUUUCCAGGCAGCUAAAGCCUCUCCCCUGAAUGGAGCAAUCAACAAUCAUUUUUGGUGAGCCUACUGUAUGCCAGGCUCCAUCCUAGCCAAUGCAGAGAACAAAUCUCCUCACCUGCCUGUGUUAAGAGGAGACGGCAAGGAAAUAUGUAUUUAUUAAGCAUCUUCUCUGUUCCAAUUGCUGUGUCAAGGUAAUUUUAUAAAUAUCUCAUUUUCCUGUGGUGGUGGGUGCAAGAAGGAUACCCAUUUUACAGCUGAAGAAACUGAUGGCAGAGGUUGAGUGUCAUUCCCAAAUGUUGGAACAUAGGUCUUUCUGACUCCAGGUCCAGCAAUCAAUUCACUGAGUCACCUACAUGCCUCCAAGGGCAUGUAGGGAUCCUUGAGUGUCUUGAGUGGAAGUAGGAGGAGAUGCUCUUAUGGACCAGAAGAGCUAACAGCAAUGUGGGCAGCCAGGGAGAUACAGAGCUGUUGCUUUUCUUACUUUUUAUUCCUACUGUCUUAGAAGCCAUACUAAGUUCCAAGGUAGAAAAGCAGCAAGUAUUAGGCAAUUGGGGUUAAGUGACUUGCCCAGGGUUACACAGCUAGGAAGUAUCUAAGGCUAGAUUUGAACCCUGGACCUCCCAUCUCCAGGGCUGGCUCUCUAACUACUGAGCUUUAUAUAUAAAUUUCCUUCCCUCAUUAAACAGGGGAUGCCAAUAGGCUUUAUUUACCCUUUACUUAACCCAGGAUCACUAUUUCGUAAUGAUAUUCCAAUGAGCCCCUGAGGUAUGUAUGUUUGCCCCAAAAGGCCCCUGGGAGCAAACACGUUUUUAAUGCUAUGAUUUUAGUUCCCUUUCCUGCUGCUAAUUUUGUUGUUUCAUUCUUUGGUGAGCUGUGUCUUCUUGCUGCUCUGCAUUCCUGCCUUGAUGGCCCAUCUCCCUCCUUCCUAAAUUCUCAGCAUCUAUCACGUAGUCACCUACUUUCUAAGAUUGUAACAAACUUGUUGGAGUUGGAGAUGUGUAGGAAGAAAGAGUAAGUAAAUAAGUAAGAGUAAGUAAAUAAGGCUCUGAGGAAAGGGCUCCCUAUCAGUAAAUCUGAUCCGAUUCAGCAAGCAUUUAAUGAACCUCAGCUAUAUGGAAGAUGCUGGAUGAGUCCUUGCAUUGAGGGCAUGCACUUUAUUAUUAUGAUUUUUAAAAACCCUUUCCUUUCAUCAGAAUCAAUAUUAAUUAUCAGUUCUUAGGCAGAAGGGUGGUAAGGGCUAGUUAACUGUAGUUAAAUGACUUGCCCAGGAUCACAUAGCUAGGAAGUGUCUGAGGCUGGAUUUGAACCUAGAACCUUCCAUCUCUAGUUCUGGCUGUCAAUCCACUGAUCCACCCGGUUGCUCCCCAUAACCUUUUAUUAGAAGUUGCAGAUCACACUCCUAAAAAUUGAACCACCUAGCUGAGACUUAAUAUUUGCUUGAGAACAUGGACUUCUAGGGCAGUUAAGUGGCACCAGGCCUAGAAUCAGAAGGACCUGGGUUCAAAUUUGGUCUCAGAUACUUAACUAUGUGACCUUGGGCAAGUCACUUAAUUCUUCUAGCUCUUCUGCCUUGGAACCGAUAUUGUAAGAUAAAACGUAAGAAAGGUAAGAUAAAAGGUUAGAAAGUAAGAAAGAGAAAAAGAAAAAAGGGAACACAGACUUCCUAGCACUGGUUCUGGUUGCAUGUAGAUCUUUCUGGCUUUUCCUAUUCUCAGUUGUAUCCCAGCUAGUUUAACUUCCUGGGUGAAUGACUCCUGGAUGGUAUAAAUUGAUUCAGCAAAGAUUUAUUAAUUACCUAAUAUUUGCAAGAUGGGGCAGCCAAGUGGUCCAGUGGAUAAAGCACCAAGCCUGGAGUCAGGAAAAUCUGGAUUCAAAUCUGGCUUCAGACACUUACUAGCUGAGUGACCCUGGACAAGUCACUUAAUGGCGAUUGCCUCUGUUUUCUCAUCUGUAAAAUGAGUGGGAGAAGGAAAUGGCAAAACCAUUCUAGUAUCUUUGCCAAGAAAACUCCAAACGGGGUCACAAAGAGGCAGACACAACUGAACUGACUGAACAACAUUUGUAAGGUCCUUUGGGUGUACGAAGAAAUGAUAAAUAUUCCUGUCCUCAAGAAGCUUAUGUUUUUGUGGGAAGAUGCUAUAUGCACAAUGAUCUGUAAAUAGAAAGCAACAUAAACUGAUUUUUGUGAGGGAGAGUGCUAACAACAGAGGUUUGGGUGGGAGGGAAAGCACAGAAAAUGUUCAGAGGUAUUCCUGUGUCAGAGUUUGUGUGAGCAUGUACAGUGCUUGUGGAUUGUCCAGAGGUGGAUGUACCACCAUAUGUCUACACGCUGUAGGGAAUGUGAAGGCAGAUAGAAGGAGUGAAUUCCUGUGUGCAUUUGAGGGUUGCCUAUAUUGUUGCUCAGGGACUCAGGGCAAUGUGAGUACAAGAUGGAUGAGUGUCCCAGUACUCCCAACGUACUCACCAGUGCUAAAUGCUAACCACAUGUCUACAUACGUAGCUUUAUGGCUACAGCCAUAAAGCAAAACCAAAACCCACCCUUUCUUAAGCCCACCUUUCCUAACUGCCAAACAGAGAGCAAGAAGGGGAAGGGAGGUCUAAUGGGGAAGAGCUACGAUCAAGACGCAAGACACCCAGAAUUCCUCUUCAGGAGAAUAAUAUCCUGUGGGAUCCUGCAGAAGUCCUGACCCCCUCUGAACCAGGGGCAUCUACCUGUCCUUAACUUCUUCCUGAAUCCCUCUGGUUCAUUGAGGCUGAAUAAGAACCUGGAAAGUGCUUCAAACUCCACCCUGCUCCCCUUUGUCCUUUUUGCUGCUCUAGCCAAAUAAUACAGUGAAACCUCACUAAUUUGGGCUUCAUUCAGUAAGAAGGUUGUGCUGGGUAUAUACAAUGUCUGAAAAGGAGGCAGAAAUAGAUUCAUUAGUUGACUAAAGACUAUAAGGAAUAUAUUUACAAAGAAUUUGCUAUAUACCAUUACAGAGUCAGGCAAAGGGGGCAAGCUGGGUGACUCAAUGAAUAGAGCACCAAGCCUAGAAGUCCUAGGUUCAUAUCUGGCCUCAAGAGACCUCCUAGCUAUGUGACCCUGGGCAAGUCACAACCCCAGUUGCCUAGCCCUUACCCCUCUCUUCUGCCUUGGUACUGAUACUUUGAUUCUAAGACAGAAGAUAAGGGUUGUUUGUUGUUGUUGUUGUUGUUGUUUUAAGGCAGGCAAAGUUGGAAAGACCCUUAAAGGUCUUGAGUCCAACUCUUUAAAGAGUGCAUUGUCUUUUUCAUGUAAACUAAUAGCAUAUAAGCACAAAUUACAUCCUACUAAUAUUUAUUGAAUGUUAAUAAACUCGAUGAGACACAGAAUUUAGAUAAAACAUAGUUUAUAAUCUCUGAUCUCAAAAGCUCAUUCAAGCAGGUACAUAUUGUACCCCUGCCCCCCAAAAAAAUUCAAGUAUAGACUAAUUUCCACAAUGAGUCUAUACUUGAAUUAUUUCCAAGACACAAAAGAAACUCACUUGAGAUAUUUCAAGUGAAUUUUUAAGAUGACACUGAAUUAUCAGCUUCCAAAGGUACUCAAAUUGAAAAUGGUUUUUUAAAAUUGAUCUAGACUAAUUCAGCUUUUCUACUAAUUGAGGUCCACUUGACUUAGACCCUCUUCUUGGGGGUGAAGAGGGUAGAAACAAAAGGUUCUAAUUAGUGAAAUUUCACUCUGUUUUGGAUAUAAUAUAAUAAUUGCAAAUAUUAUGUGAUAUAAUUGCAAUCAUUAUUAGUUUGACUUUUCAUUUGUAAAAUGCAUCAUUGAAAAGCCUCUACAUAGGUUACCUAUCUCAUUGUAUCCCCAGAAAAGCCCUUUAAGGCAGGGGGAACAGAACUCCCUGAUUUGCUCCAUUAGUCCAGUGGAUCUGUGAUCUCAUGAAUAUGGGAAGGAGUAUUCCCUCCAUUCAUUUGGAUCACAACCUAUCUGUAACUGCCCAUCCUCAUUUCACAGAUGAGUGAAUGAUGGCACAAAGAGAGCAGAUGACCUACCCAAGGUCACACAUCAAGCUGCCACUGCAGCGAGAUUGGACCUCAGGUCUCCUGACUCCCAGGCCCUCAUUGACUUGCCCAAACCACUGAGCAACACCAGCCUUGCCCUUCCGAGUGAGGGGAGCUUUGCCUGUGCUUGGGCUGGUUCACCAGCUGCAAGCCCCGCUUUCCCCGCUUGCCUCGACACCCUCAUCCUCUCCCCUUCUUGGAAGGGGCCUUGUUCCUGGUGCCCUCAUCCCCCCUCCCCAUCCCCUCUUUCCCUCC